Molecule: messenger RNA, 1256 nt
Organism: Lolium rigidum
Lineage: Eukaryota; Viridiplantae; Streptophyta; Magnoliopsida; Poales; Poaceae
Product: N-acetyl-D-glucosamine kinase-like
Exons: 7
Coding region: 17-1060 (347 amino acids)
Source: RefSeq, a predicted model, not a curated record
GAACGGCCCAAGGGAGAUGGGCAGCUACGAGAACGGCAAUUCGCCGGCGGCCGCCCGCCGGGAGGGCGGCGUGAUCCUGGGCGUGGACGGAGGCACCACGAGCACCGUCUGCGUCUGCCUGCCGGCCGCAAUGCCGCCGCCGGAGUCGCCCAGCGCCGUCCCCGUGCUCUCCCGCGCAAUCGCCGGCUGCUCCAACCGUAAUUCCGUCGGAGAAAGCGCUGCACUGGAAACUCUAGAACAUGUCAUGACGCAGGCCCUCACAAUGGCCAGCACAGAUCAUUCUAAUGUUGUUGCAGUUUGUUUAUCUGUAUCUGGAGUGAAUCAUCCUUCAGAUCAGCAGAAGAUGCUGGACUGGAUCCGCACUCUAUUCCCUGGGGAUGCCAAGUUUUAUGUGGAGAAUGAUGCGGUGGCGGCCUUAGCCAGUGGUACAAUGGGAAAGCUACAUGGUUGUGUAUUGAUUGCGGGCACAGGAAGCAUUGCUUAUGGGGUCACCAAAGAUGGAAAAUUAGCGAGAGCAGCUGGUGCUGGUCCCGUUUUAGGCGACUGGGGCAGUGGAUAUGGCAUUGCUGCACAGGCCCUCACAGCAGUAAUAAAAGCACAUGAUGGCCGUGGACCACAAACUAAUCUUACGAGAGCGAUCACUAGGAAGCUUGAAAUUGCUUCACCAGAUGAAUUGAUUGGUUGGACAUAUGCAGAUCCAUCUUGGGCCCGUAUUGCAGCACUUGUUCCUGUGGUCGUAUCAGCUGCUGAAGACGGCGAUGAAGUAGCAAACACGAUUCUACGUGAGGCAGUGCAAGAGUUGGCUGAUAGCGUCGUAGCAGUUGUUCGGCGCCUUGCAUUGUGUGGUGAAGAUGGAAAGGACCAAUUUCCACUUGUAUUGGUUGGAGGUGUCCUCGAAGGCAAUAAGAAAUGGAACAUCAGCGGCGAGGUCAUAAAAUGCAUUUCCAAAGUCUUUCCAGGUGUCCAUGCUAUUCGACCUGAGGUGGAACCGGCAGUUGGUGCAGCAUUGUUAGCUUGGAGCCAUCUUCAUAAAGAGUCCAAGCUGGAAAACGGAAGCUGAUUCCAGCCUCGAAGAAUGCCCAUGCAUGACGAUGCUGGCCAGCCAAAUGAUUACCAGAACUGGAUGGUUCCAAAGGCGCAUCCACUUUGUAAAAAAAAAUGAUGCGUUCCUCACCAGCACCAAGUCGUCUGGCGUGUAAAGAGCGACGUGCGAUUAUAGUUGAGAGGAGGGGGGUAAAAUUGUACAAAGAAUUGAU